Molecule: messenger RNA, 1678 nt
Organism: Macrosteles quadrilineatus (aster leafhopper)
Lineage: Eukaryota; Metazoa; Arthropoda; Insecta; Hemiptera; Cicadellidae
Product: facilitated trehalose transporter Tret1-like
Exons: 2
Coding region: 230-1630 (466 amino acids)
Biological process (GO): transmembrane transport
Cellular component (GO): membrane
Molecular function (GO): transmembrane transporter activity
Source: RefSeq, a predicted model, not a curated record
GGUAACCAAUAAAAACUAUGCAAAAAACAAUUUAUGUACCUUAAGACUCACCAUCGGCAGCAUAAGAGAAACCCCUUAAUGUCACAGCAAAAUAACUAAUAGAGUGUAGGGAACAAUAGAGAGAUUAAUCAAUAAACAUGAUAUAGAAUUAAACAAUACAAGAGGUGUAUUAGAGAUAAGAUUAGUAACUGUCAUCACAAAUCUAUUGAGGACCUCAACCUACAUUAGAAUGGGAGGAUACGGAAGGCAAUGUGCAGCAGCGCUCGCAGGGUCAAUUGCAAUAUUCAGUACUGGUAUGGCUUACGGAUGGGUCUCGCCAGUACUAAACACAAUCACAGAUGAAAAUGGAGAAAUACGAGCUUCAAAAGAACAAUAUUCCUGGAUCGCUGCUGAUGUUGAGAUCGGGUUUUUUUCCACUCCGUUCCUCGCAAGCUAUCUAAUGGACAAGUUCGGAAGAAAAAGACCAAUGUUGAUUACUGUUUUGCUGUCACUUGUUUCGUGGACUCUGACAAUCACCACAAGAUCGGUAAAUAUUCUUUAUUUGAAGAGGAUCCUGGACGGCAUGGUGGGAGGCGUGAUGUUGACAGUUACUCCGGUUUACUUGGCAGAGAUAGCAGAGGCCAGCAUCCGUGGAUCAGUGUUGCUAUCAAUCACUGUCACUUGGUUUGCCGGGACACUCGCACAGUUUUGUAUUGGAACUUAUCUGUCGUACAACGUCAGUGCAGCAGUCAACCUCAUUCCGCCUCUAGCUUACUGUGUUUUGUUUUCCUUUCUCCCAGAAUCGCCUUAUUACCUAAUGAUGAAGAAGGAAGAUAAAAAGGCGGCCAAAUCACUAUCUUGGUUUCGUGACAUCCAAAUAGAUCAAGCGGCUAAAGAAUUGACAGAGAUCUCAGAUUAUCUAAAGCGAGAUGCAGAAAACAAAAAGUCGUGGUACGAUGUCAUGGUGAACCCUAUCUAUAGAAGGUGCUUGUUUGUGGUGCUAGUAAUAAGUUUAGCAGUGAAUCUGACUGGUGUAACAGCUGUAUUCGCAUAUGCUACAAAGAUUUUUGCUGGCACGUCAAAUGGCUUUUUAAAUCCUGACAUAUGUUCAGUCGUAAUCGCGUCUUUGUUUUUCGUAAUUUCUAUUCCUGUAUGUUUAUUAAUUGAUAAAAUCGGAAGACGCCCUUUACUAUUAAUAUCUACUACUGGAUGUUGUCUUUCAAGUUUGUUAUCUGCUGGUUACUUUUACUAUAAAGAUCAAAUAGUUUAUACUUGGAUCCCACUGGUAACAGUAGGUUUGUAUAGUGUUUUUGUGUCAGUAGGACUGAACCCUGUCACCAUAGCUUUUCAAGGGGAAUUAUUUCCGUCCAGUGUGAAAAGUGUCGCAUCCGGUAUGGUGCAAGUGUUUCUCACCAUCACAUCAUUCGUUGGUAUUAAAAUGUUUUAUUUGGUAGAAAGUUAUUUUGGACUGUACGUCAAUUAUAUUAUUUACGCUGUUGUAGGAUUUAUAGCAUCAAUAUUGCUAUACAUUUACGCCCCAGAGACUAAAAACAAAACUUUCAACCAACUGUUGGUAGAGUUGCAGGGAGUUAAAGUAAAAGAUGAACUGCAAGAAAUGGAGGAAUUAAAGAGUUUGAAUCAAGUAACUUAGAGGUAUGGUAAGGUAUAACCCAUAACCAUACCUAUAAUACAGGGCCAA